AUGGAAUGCCUUCGCGACGACUUUCAGCGCGGCGUCAUCCUCGGCGGCCGGUAUCAGACCAUCUCCCCACUCAACCACGGCUCGUUCGGCCAGGUUUUGCUCGCCAAGGAUCUUCGAACAAGUGAGACUGUGGCCAUCAAGUGCAUCACAAAGCAGUCUGCUGCCAAUGACGCCGGCAUCGAGUUCGCCAUCGACGAGAAGUCGGAGGAAAUCGCUGUGCACAAGCACUUGGGAUCUCAUCCGAGCAUUGUCAACCAUCUUGAUGACUUUGAAACUGAGCAUCACAAGUACCUGGUCCUCGAGUUCUGCGAGCGCGGUGACCUGUACGAGGCCAUCCGCAUCGAUCAUGGCCCCCUCGAGACGGAACACGUGAGACGCUUCAUGUUGCAGCUCGUCGACGCCGUGGAAUACUGCCAUGCCAAGGGUGUCUUCCACCGUGACAUCAAGCCCGAGAACAUCUUCUUGACCCAAGACGGCUCCAUGAAGCUUGGUGACUUUGGACUUGCUACCAGGGAUGAGUGGACCACCGAGGUCAUGGUCGGAAGCGACCGCUAUAUGUCCCCAGAACAGUAUGAGAAUGAUGGUGACGGAUACUCGCCUGCUCAAGCCGACAUCUGGGCCAUUGGUAUCUGCCUGCUGAACAUCCUGUUCUCUCGGAACCCCUUCGCCACGCCGACCCCCGCCGAUCCCCUGUUCUUGGACUUCACCAGAGACAAGCAGUCGUUGUUUGACGUGUUCCCCAUGAUGUCAGCAGAUACCUUCCAGGUUAUCGACCACUGCAUGAACUUGGACCCCGCCAAGCGCUCUCUUGCCGCCACCCGUCAAGCGCUCCUCCGUGUCAAGAGCUUCACCACCCAGGAUGAGGAUCUCGUGGAUGCCUUCUGCUCCGCCGACCGCCGUGUUGUCGCCAGCGCCAACCGUGAGCCCCUUCGCACACCGUCCGUGCAGAGCCCCAUGGUGGACACUGGUGCCUUCCCUUGGGCCAAGGCCCUCCAGGCCACCCCUCCCAAGCCCAUCCGCCAACUCAGCAUCAUCCACGACUACGACGAGGGUUACGACGAGGACUUGUUCUCGAGGUCCGGCGGCACCGACUGGUUCUCCAAGCCAACGCAAACACCCAUGUCAUCCUUUGUGGACUCGAGCUUGGGAGCUUCCAUCCAGUCCUCCAACCUCUACAACUUCCAGCCCAGACUUCCAGCAAAGGCUUUGGCCAAGGUGUCACCCAUGGCUGGGUCUCUUCCCAUCAACAUGUCCAAGAACCGAAACCAAUCUGCCAUGUCAUGGGCCUUCAGCCGCGAGAACAACCAGGUCUCUAAGAGCUGGAGUGAUCUUUGGGACGACGAGGAGGAGGAGCAGCAGCAGGAGCAGGCUAGGCAACUGCAGGCUCUGAAGGAGAUGAACUCGAGGACUUGGAGCCACGAGAGUCAGACCAAGACUCCCGUUGCUGACAACGACGACACCCCUCGUCUUGGCCUGUCACCCAUCACCAAGACGGCCAGCGUUGUCAACCUCAACGACAAGGAGAACGAGAUCCCGUCCAUUGACGCCGCCCUGGGCUCCGCCAUCGACGAUGACGACUUUGAUUCGGAUGGUCUCUUCCUCUACGAAGCUCCGCCUGUCAAGGAGGAACCUCAGCGCCCCAGUCGCGCUUCUCCCAAACGCAGCGGUGUGGACAAGUGGUCGGUUCUGGGAGAGCGCCGACGGGCUUGCAACGGCACUACACCUUCCAAGGCCCCAGAGGUCACCCUCCGGACAGGGCAUCAUAUGGGGGCUGGCUUCCCUAGCAACACACCAUCGAAGGCGCAUGGCGUUCAUGAUUUCUUCAGCGGCGUUGAUCACCACACUCCCGUUUCCACAUUCAACCUCUCUACUCACAACAAGAACAACAACAAUCAUCAUUACACCCCACACCGCAGGGGUAGCAACCAUGGGAAGGAGCGCAUCAAGGAGUGCCCAUGGAGCAAGGGACGCGAUCGAGACUGGAAUUUUGAUUGGCGCAAGGAUAAGCGCAACGCCUUUGGCGAUCUCGAGUGGGUUGGUGGCUGGCCAGCAGCGGCUCGCUCAUAA
This is a messenger RNA of Podospora anserina S mat+, 2067 nucleotides long. RefSeq lists its product as uncharacterized. Gene Ontology annotation, molecular function: protein serine/threonine kinase activity; ATP binding. The transcript has a single exon. Gene Ontology annotation, biological process: autophagy; peptidyl-serine phosphorylation. NCBI's taxonomy places the organism in Eukaryota, Fungi, Ascomycota, Sordariomycetes, Sordariales, Podosporaceae. Gene Ontology annotation, cellular component: cytoplasm. The record is from RefSeq and is a predicted model, not a curated record. The coding region runs from base 1 to 2067 and encodes 688 amino acids.